GGCCCAUCAGGUCUCUUCCAACUCUUUGAUUCUAUGAUUCUUGGCCUCUGUUACAUGUCCACGCAUGCGUACUGUUCUCAGAGCGAACUCUACCGUUCUGCGCAUGCGCUCCAAUCACUUAUUCGCCUCCGUUCAUAUAAACGCAUGCGCCGUUUUCUCAGAACCAGUUACAGCUUUGCAACAUUUUACUUAACUACUGUUCUGCGCAUGCGCGCGAUUCACUUAUUCGACACCGGCACACUAGACGCAUGCGCAGUAUUCUCCUUAGAGAGCCAGUUCCAGGUCGAACUUUGGAAAGAUUCUUUUUUGCGCAUGUUUAAAGGAAACAGCGAAUAGUGAUUUAAUAAGACAGUAAGAGCCAUCACUGAUUGGUCCUCUCAGGGAUGGGCUUCCAUUGCAGGAAGCCCUCACUUGGGCUGUGAUUGGCUGAGGCGGGCCAGGUCACGUGCCGGUAUAAAAAUAAGCGGGAACCCUGGCCGUGCUUCAUUCUCCGAAGAUGUCGCACGAGGUAAAGUCCGAGGAAGGCCCCAGUUCGUCCACUUCGGGCUCCUCGAGUUCGGCGACGGCGAGCUCUGUAGACACGCUUCCCACCCAGGAACCGCUGCCCUCCAUUCCAGAAGAAGGAGAAAUAGGAGAAGGAAACGGACAAGGCCUCAAGGCCUGGGGAAGGCUCUUCGGCCUCUCACCGGGCUUCCACAACCUCGACUGCGUGAAUGCGGAAUACAGCUUUGGGCGGGACCCGAGCUGUGAUUAUGUUUUCCAGAGAUUGUCUGAGUUGUACCAACAGACCAGCAAGAAGCAUUUCCGGGUCAUCCGGGAGGAGCCUGGGCUUGGAGUGGGUGUGGCGUAUUUGGAAGACCAGAGCGCUAACGGGACCUUUGUUAACGGGACGUUAAUUGGGAAAGGGAAGAAAACCCCACUGGCCAAUGGAGCAGAGAUCGCACUUGCACUCCCCUUCAACAAAGUUUUCUGCUUCUGCGACUUAAUGGACAACAAUCAGUCAAUGGGUUUCCCUUCGGCCUUAAAGGAGAGGUACCUCAUUUCCAAGACCCUCGGAACAGGCGCCUGUGGGGAAGUCAAGCUGGGCUUUGACAAAGAAACUUGCCGUAAAGUCGCCAUUAAAAUCAUCAAUAAAAAGAAGUGCUUCUAUGAAAAUGGCAGAGAUAGUGACCGCCCUUUUAACGUAGAAACCGAAGUGGAGAUUUUGAAGAAGAUUGAUCAUCCCUGUUUGAUCAAGAUCAAAGACUUCUAUGAAGGAGAAGAUUUCUAUAUUGUGCUUGAAUUGAUGGAAGGAGGAGAGCUUUUCUAUAAAGUCCGAAGGCCGGCCAAAUUGAGUGAAGAAACCUCCAAAUUCUAUUUCUAUCAAAUGUUGUUGGCUGUACAGUACCUCCAUCAAAACGGCAUAAUCCACCGGGAUUUGAAGCUGGAAAACAUCCUUCUUUCUUCUCCUUCGGAGGAAAAAUGCCUCAUCAAAGUCUCCGACUUUGGCCAGUCGAAGUUGCUGGGCGAGUCUUCUCUGAUGCAGACGCUCUGUGGGACCCCUGACUAUUUGGCCCCUGAAGUACUGAGAUUCGAAUUAGGGGCCAAAGAAGGUGGAUACGGCCGUGCUGUCGAUGCCUGGAGCCUUGGGGUCAUCCUUUUCAUCUGCCUUUCUGGGUACCCUCCUUUCUCGGAAACACCCCAAAAGACGCUCCGGGACCAGAUACGCACAGGAAGCUUCACCUUCAUCCAAGAGAUCUGGGACCACGUCUCCCAGGAAGCCUUAGACUUGGUCCGGAAAUUGCUGGAAGUUGAUCCAAUCCGGCGGCUGACCAUCCAGGAAGCCUUGCAUCACCCUUGGCUCCAGGAUGAAGAGAUGAAGCGCACUUUCCAGGAAUUGGUUUCCAAAGCAGAGACUCCUAAUUUGCCUUUUAAAGGAAGAAAAAGACAGCGGACGGAAAACAGACUUGUGGACACACCCACAAAAGCCCGGAAGCUCCAGCAAUAAUUAAUUUCCUAUUUUAUUAUUACUGUUGUUUUCGAAUUGUUUUAAAAUAUGUUUUUAUAUGUAUAUAUAUGUAUGUAUAUUUCUGAAGAAUGUAUAUUUUUUCUGGUGUAUUUUUAUAGGAAAAUAAAGGAACAAAUUAGACUUGGA
This is a messenger RNA of Anolis sagrei ordinatus, 2134 nucleotides long. The record is from RefSeq and is a predicted model, not a curated record. Lineage: Eukaryota; Metazoa; Chordata; Lepidosauria; Squamata; Anolidae.